Mytilinidion resinicola is the source of this 1644-nucleotide messenger RNA. RefSeq lists its product as uncharacterized. Bases 1 to 1644 code for a protein of 547 amino acids. The transcript has 2 exons. NCBI's taxonomy places the organism in Eukaryota, Fungi, Ascomycota, Dothideomycetes, Mytilinidiales, Mytilinidiaceae. Gene Ontology annotation, biological process: protein phosphorylation. Gene Ontology annotation, molecular function: ATP binding; protein kinase activity. The record is from RefSeq and is a predicted model, not a curated record.
AUGGCGGAACUGGCCCUGGGCAUAGUCGCAACUGUUGACUUGGCCUUUCGAUAUGGCAAUCUCCUAGUCGAAACCUACAAAACCUUCAAAGGCGCGGAAGCGGAUGUAGAAGAGCGGAUUUUGACAGUGGAGGCACACUGGUACCGAACGAGGCAACAAGUUGAGUUCCUCCAAAAGAUAUGGAGCACCCUAGACGAUGAAUUCCAAAACAUACAAAGCAGAACCCUGCGAAUGUUGGUUGGCAAAUUAGAAGCAGCAGUUGCGCAGAUUGAAAGAGUGCAGAAGAAAAAGAAUAAGGACUGUGAAACGGAAAACAAGAUCGGAAUACGAAAAAUGAAGUAUGUUCUAGUCAAGGAUAGCUUGGACAAAGCAGUUCAGGAGUUCGAAUCGUGGCAGAAGAUGUUCAAUCCGUCCUGGUUCUUGAUAAUGAAGGUCGCGAGUCCUGUCAUUGAUCAAGAACUAGAGGACGACAGAACUGAAGUCGGCUCUAUAGUGACUGCAAGAGGUUUGAGAGACUCGUUGAAGGAAGAACCGCAAAUUGCGACCAAGAUCUUCCUCCCUGAGAAUGGUCUCGUUUCAGCUAGUCGAACCCGAAUCCCUUUUUCUACGGCCGAAUUGAUACAACGGACGCCGACGAGCAAGUUCUCGAUCCUAGACUCGGUUGCAGGUGAUCCAGAGGUCAACAUAAACAUCCUGAAUAAAGAUGUUAGAGACCUCGCUCGCAAACUUUCGCGGGCAGAUGCACUUACAUUCGGCCUACUUGAAUGCAAGGGUGUCGUGAAGGUCUUUGAGCCUACCAAGAAAAAGAUAGUGUCUUUCGAUUUCGUGUUCAAUAUCCCAGAAGGACUGCAGCAUCCUAAAAGCUUGAGGGGCAUUCUACUCAAAGCAGAUCAGGAUCUUUCAUUGAGCGCGCGCUUCAAGGUUGCUCAGCAACUGGCUACGUCCGUCAGCUUCAUUCACACCUACGGAUUCGUCCACAAAAGCAUCCGGCCCGAAACGGUCUUGAUAUUCGAAAGCCCCAAUUCUACCCUGGCAGCGUCGUUUCUCCUCGGAUUUGAAAAAUUUCGGAUGGCAGAAGGACGGACAAUGCGUCUUGGAGACUGCGUUUGGUACAAGGACAUCUAUCGACAUCCUCGACGACAGGGGCUGAAGCCUGAAGAUGAGUACAGCAUGCAGCAUGACAUCUACAGCCUGGGGGUAUGCCUAUUGGAAAUCGGAUUGUGGGAUACGUUCGUGGUGUAUCAAGAUGAAAAGACGACUGAUCCUGCUCCAUCUCCGCUGCUCGGUGUUCUGCAGGAUCAAGAAGAAGACGAGGUCAAGAAGGCCACUCUGGUAAAAGAUGCGCUUGUAGAGCUUGCCACAAAGAUGUUACCCAGCCGAAUGGGAGACAAAUACACAGAAAUAGUCGUCACAUGCCUGACAUGCCUAGACGAGACUAAUGCAGACUUUGGCGAUGAUACUGAGUUCGAGGAUGAAGAUGGCGUUACGAUAGGUGUUAGAUAUAUUGAGAAGGUACGUGCUUUGCGUAGUUGUCGAUUUCUCAAGGUCGAACCAAUCGUACUGACGCGUUUAGAUUCUCCUCCAACUCGAGUGUAUAUCCAUCUAAUUGUUCUAGUUAGUGUUGUUUUGUCGUCGUCAUGUUAA